AUGGAGCAGUCGCCUUUGUCCCAACAGGCACGGCCAGACGUGUUUCAACCGAAAGUCAUUAAACUCUAUGAAUCUCUUCUUCUGGAUGAUGAAGACGAAGCGGAGAAGCCCGAAGGUUUCUGGCGGGAGUUCUUCCUCCAUAAACCAGAUACUGCUGGUCUCCGACAACUCCUCGCCAAUCUGACACCAGACGAUAUGCUGCACCUCCAAUUUCGAACCCAACAGUUGGUGUCCCAUGCGAUCGCAUAUAUCAAGACGGGAAGGGGGCCUUCCGAUGAAGUCGCUCUGGAUACUUUGACGGUGUUUCUAGUCUCCGUAAUGACGAAACGAUACACAAACCCAAGCGCCGAUAUCAUUGCCAUCUUAACCGGCCUUAGCGACGCCGACGCGACUUUCGCGGACUUAGUAUCUGCCUUGGACUGGACGAUGCGAAAUGGAAGAACAUUGCAACUCAAGCUCCGUGCUGUAAGAGUGGCCUUGUCGGUUACAUCUGGAUCAUACCAGACGGGACUGGUCUCAUACUUCACUCAUAAGGAUCUAUUCCCUGCUCUCAUGAAGCUCAUCCAGGAGUCAGACGCAACCCAAGCCGCCGAGCCAUUCGUCCUCCUAGGCCUUUUGGCGAACUACAACAAAUUCGAGUUCCAGAAUCCUUACCAACUACGACUCAACGACUUCGUGAACGACGCGACUAUGAAGAUGAUUGUAUCUUGUAUUGGUACUGUCUGUGCCUCGAUUCGGGAUCGAUAUGUCACAGUCCAGGACGAUGCUCCAGAAGGAUGGUCGCUGGGGACGACUCUCACAUACUUCGGACUGGGCGGGCUUGCAUCUAGGCCGUCAACUCCAAGUGCCAAUUCGGAGGAAACGGCCGCUGCUUUUGCCUCGCUACCAAGUCCGGACGUUGCGAUCUUGCUGCCGACUUACGAUUUUGUCAACGCAAAUAAGCUGUUCUGCUCGAACUUUGUCCUGAGAACGGCAGACACCAAACUCCAGCAUUCCGCGUUUGGCAAUUAUCUUUCCCUGACUUCAUAUCUUUUCCAGCAUGCCCAUCGGUCAAACCGAGCGACUUACUAUACGUACAUCAGCCUUUACACCAUUCAAAUCCUUGUUGAAGACCCGAUCCUCGUCAAGCAUACUUGUAGCGAAGAGAGCAAGACUUCGGUGCGGUUAUGUCGGCAGAGACAACCUUUUUUGCCUGCGAUCAAAGGAGACCGGGAACUGUGCCCGAUUCUGUUGGAUCUCAUGAUCGACGGAAUCAAUCACAACCUAAGGCGACGACUCGAUGUGCAAUUCUACCUUCUGUGCAUCGGCAUCUUGUUGAGAAUUAUAUCCUUCAUGGCGAAGUCACGAACGAGAAUCGUUUAUCAUUGGGCUGAACUCUGGCGGUCACUCCUUUCUUUCAUUCGCUUCCUCACAUCAUACGCUUCCGACAUCAAACCACUUACCAAUUCCCAUCGCCUUGUCGAGUCCCUCACCGAACUUAUCGCGCUGUCGCUCUCUGUCGGAGAAUCAUUUCUCCCCGAUACAGCAUCCUAUGACGACUUGUUCUACAAGUUGGUGGAGACCGGCGAUACGUUGACGAAAUUCCGUGAUGCUUACAAUCUCCGGGUAUCUCGUUCAUCAAGCAUGAGUCACCCUACCCGCGAAUCCAGUUCCAUCGAAAUCUUGACUGGAGUGUCCAGUCAUUACUAUAGUCUGUUGGAAACGCAAGGGAAAGGAAAGCUACGAAGCAAGCACUUGAGUCCAAAGGAAGUAAGUAACGUCAUCAAGCAAGGGUAUGAGACUUUAUCGAUUCAAGGUCGAGAGGAUCUGGAUCAGUGGGAGGGAUAUCGAGAAGCGGAUCAUCGCGCUGUGAUGAAACGAGUGGCGAGAAUGGCUGUGGAAGACGCGAAGCUCCUCAUACAGGAAAUGUAA
This is a messenger RNA of Eremomyces bilateralis CBS 781.70, 1911 nucleotides long. RefSeq names its product DUF1741-domain-containing protein. Lineage: Eukaryota; Fungi; Ascomycota; Dothideomycetes; Eremomycetales; Eremomycetaceae. Gene Ontology annotation, biological process: regulation of Golgi organization. The record is from RefSeq and is a predicted model, not a curated record. The transcript has 8 exons. The coding region runs from base 1 to 1911 and encodes 636 amino acids. Gene Ontology annotation, cellular component: cytosol.